Fonsecaea erecta is the source of this 309-nucleotide messenger RNA. RefSeq lists its product as hypothetical. The record is from RefSeq and is a predicted model, not a curated record. Lineage: Eukaryota; Fungi; Ascomycota; Eurotiomycetes; Chaetothyriales; Herpotrichiellaceae. The transcript has 3 exons. Bases 1 to 309 code for a protein of 102 amino acids.
AUGACGACCACAGUAUCUCUACCCGGUGGCCCUGGGCAGACCAUCACCGUGACCGGACCAACGACUACUGAGAAGUGCACUAACGUCGGUCCCGGCCAAACCGUUACUGUCACCGGGCCCACUGUGACCACUGGACCUACCACUACCGUUACCACCACGGGUCAAUGCACCAACGUAGGACCUGGUGGUACCUCAACCUGCGCCACAAUCACCAAAUGGUCUACAGUCGGAGGGGGAUAUGGAGACUAUUCAACUGACUCCGCUUCAACUACAGGCUGGAGCAAGGGUGGAUGGAGAGGGAAAUGGUAA